AUGAAUGAAAACUCUCACUCUUUCCACGAGAAAGAAUUAAGAGAUGGACAGGUUGGAAGUGUGUCUGCUGGGUGCGCUCCACCACCUGACAAGGAUGGCAGUGCUGUUCUGGCUUUCAGAGAAGUUUCUAUCUCAGAGUUGAAGAACCACAGCGUCCUCCAGGCCCUGACAGCAGAGGCGAACGGCUGGGAGCCCGGUGUUGUAAGUACAGAAGUCCUCCAAGCCCAAGAAGAAUGGGAAGCUGUGGACAGCAUCCACCUGGAGACAGGGAGCCGGGCCAGCAUGGACCAGCCUGGGCAGCUCAUCUCCUUCAGUGAGGCCCUGCAGCAUUUCCAGACAGUGGACCUCUCCUCCUUCAAGAAAAGAAUCCAGCCCACCAUCCGAAGGACUGGGCUCGCUGCCCUCCGGCACUGCCUCUUCGGGCCUCCGAAGCUCCACCAGGGCCUCCGUGAAGAAAGGGACUUGGUCUUGACCAUCGCUCAGUGUGGCCUGGAUAGCCAAGAUCCCAUGCAUGGCCGAGUCCUCCAGACCAUCUAUAAGAAGCUGACUGGCUCCAAGUUUGACUGUGCCCUCCAUGGAGACCACUGGGAAGAUCUGGGCUUUCAGGGAACAAAUCCAGCCACAGACCUCAGAGGAGCAGGCUUCCUUGCCCUCCUGCAUCUCCUGUACCUGGUGAUGGACUCAAAGACUUUGCUGAUGGCCCGGGAGAUUCUCCGCCUGUCUCGUCAUCAUAUCCAGCAAUUCCCCUUCUGUUUGAUGUCUGUGAAUAUCACGCGUAUCGCCAUCCAGGCCUUAAGGGAGGAGUGUCUCUCCAGGGAAUGUAACCGGCAGCAGAAAGUGAUACCCGUGGUGAACAGCUUCUAUGCCGCCACCUUCCUCCGCCUGGCGCACGUCUGGAGGACACAGCACAAGACCAUCUCAGACUCAGGCUUUGUCCUCAAGGAUUUGGAGGCGUCGGCCAAGAAGAGCCCCAAACGGCUGCUCAAAACCCUGGAGAUCUACUUGGCUGGAGUGUCAAAGGGACAGGCCUCCCUGUUGGGGACACAGAAGUGCUCUGGGCCACAGGCCCCUCACUCCAAGGAUCUCACUUUCACAGGCGUGUGUGACCUGUCAUCACACUCGUCCGAAGGGACGUGGCUGAUCUGA
Messenger RNA from Rangifer tarandus platyrhynchus (Svalbard reindeer), 1146 nucleotides. NCBI's taxonomy places the organism in Eukaryota, Metazoa, Chordata, Mammalia, Artiodactyla, Cervidae. The record is from the annotation of a GenBank genome assembly.